GUGAGUCCGCGCGAGCGCGUCGUAUCGGGAGUAGUGUCGUGUUCUUAUCAGUUAUCGGAUCGCAUUAUUCGAAGAGAUCGAGUCUUGUCCCAAGAUUUGGCACGUCGCGUCUGUCGCGGUCCCUCUUCUUUCACUUGUCGUGUCUUCUUCUUUUCGUCGUCCUCUCUCUCUCUCUCUCUCCUUCUCCUCUCUCUUCUUUACGCGCUACGCACGCGGGGCAUUAUGCUCGCGGCCGACGAGCGCGUCCGCGAUAGAAACGGCGUCCUUGUCAACGCUGAGGCUGCGGGAGAGGCUGGUCGCGCGGAAAACCUUUGACACGCUGGCGAUCAACCCUAUCCUUAACACAACACCAGCGGAAUCCAGUCGAUCGUAGGAGCGACCCGUGUUUUCGGAAGGUGCAUUCUCGUCCCCACCUUUCCUCCUCCCGUUUUCAGAGAGAGCCUUACUCCGACCUAAAUCCCGUUGUAGAUCUCGUCGUUCUCGAGGAUCACUCCCUCUCUUCCCUUCCCUCGCGAGAACUAUUCUCGAGUCAUGAGCUCUCGAGCGAUCGAAGGCUGCCGAUCGUAAUCUCGAAAGUGCAAAUUUCUACGGCCUGAUAAGAUUUCUUUUUAUUCCUCUUGUUUCUCCCUGUCUAUUCCUCUCUCAUCGGAAUCGUUCUUCUCUUUUUUCGCGCCGUCGGAGAUCUCGAGUAAGUAUUGCAAGUCGAAUUCGAGAUUUUGGAGAUUCAGGAGAGAGAGAGAGAGAGAGAGAGAGAGAUGGAAGCCGCCGUCGGUUUAAACCAGAUGCGGGAACCGACGUCGGGGCGACAACGGUGGUGAACGAAACGCGCCGUAGCCGUGUUAAGGUGCGACGACAAGACAGGCGGAAAGAGAUCCUCGAUAGAUAGAGAAAGAGAGAGGGAAUUAUGCCAGACAAAAAUCCGGGCCGCCGAAAUGGACAACGCGAAAACAAAGAUUUCCUCGCCGGCGAGAUAUCAUCCAUCGGCAUGUCGUUGCGGCCCAGCGGGAGCGCAUCCUCCGGCAUCUCGACCCUCGCAAGUUGCGGUGAGGUCGAUGCGCUUCCCGAGCUUCCGGCUCAGGAUGAAGAACGUCUGCAGCGCGCCGCGCGUCUGCUGCAGCAGAGGCUGGUGCUACGUCAAUGGUUGACGGAUCAUGGCCUACACAACUAUUAUCAAAAGUUGAUGCAGAUGGAGGUGAUGUCCCUGGAGGAUGUAUAUUGGGUGGAGGACAAUGCGGCACGAGCAGCCCUUGGCAAGGAUCUACCGCGAUGGAUGCAGGCCAGACAGACAUUGCCUACUUCAAAGGAAGAUUUAGAAACUUUAAAAGCGGAUCUGUGGAGUGCCGUUGUAAAGAACAGCCAACAUCAGGACGCUUGGACAUGGGGUGGUAUGCUGGUAGUUUCCGUGUCGGUGGCAGGGCUGGUUACCCUGGCUGCUAUGACGCAGCCCGCUCUGGCACCCGAAGCGAAACAUUCCCUUCUGCAAUACGUCACAGGAAAAUAUUUAUUGCCGAGCAAUUGCCGCGUUCAUUUCGAGUGGGAAGAGCCUCAGCUGGUCGGCGAAACGAUGACUUUUACUGUAAAAUUUUAUCAGCGCAACGGUCAGCCAUAUCCGAUAUGUGACAAGGAUAAUUUGAUCGUGGAAGUAACGGAAGAUACACGCAGGGUGGCUACGUUGAUAGAACUGGGAGGCACCGAUCCCUUAGCUGCGAAUACUGCAGUAGUCAAGUUUACUGUCCGCCAUGCGGGACAAUAUCGAAUAGCUGUACUUAUCGGAUCGUGUCAUGUUCAUGGCAGCCCGUUCCUUAAGAAUUUUCUUCCUGGCCCUCCGGAUCCAAAUAAGACGGUCUUUGUACGACAAAGUUCUACGGUCGUUUGUACAGCCGGAAUAGCGCAUUCGAUGACAAUAGAACCACGUGACGAAUAUGACAAUCUGUGCAUAUUUGGACCCAAGGAUCAACCCACUGAAGGCUAUAAUAUUAAUAUUUCUCAGAUCGGUAGUAUAGGAGAUAAAGAAUCGAUGGUAGACUGCAGUAUUCAGCUCGACUACGAUUCUCCAAAUCAAAGAAUUCGUUUGAAAGUAAGCUUCCCGAAAGGCGGAUGUUAUCACGCGACUGUCAGUUUAGCGGGAUUGCAAUUGCACAAUGGAGAUUUUGAUAUCAUCGUGCUCGAAAGUUCCGUCGCGAGAAUGGUGCAUAAUAAUGUAGCGUCCAAGGAUCCCGAUAUUUGUUAUGCCGCGAAGCUGUUGGGCAUGCAAGGAGAGAGAUUUUCCAAACCAAAGAAAGUCUUCUGCUUUAUCUCGCCUAAACAACUUACGAUUAAGGAAUAUUUAUUAAAAUUCAUUCCCAAAAGACUCGUAACAUUUAGACUGUGCCCUUCGACUAAGUUCCAUUUUGAAAGUUCAACUAAUCAGCACGAGGGCUAUUAUCCUUUUUCGAUAGACGAUGGAUGUCAACCACCCGUUGAAUUAAUAUCUUUGUACCGCGAUAUAAUAGCCGCCACAUUUACUCUAUUUCUUUUGAAAAACAUCGGUGGCAGUGAGACGUUCGCCGAUAAACAAGACUUUUUCUACCACGAGGUCCGUAAGCAUCAUCAGAAGCAUUAUCAUGAAAAAUUGUCGAUGAAAGUGCAGCGCGAUAAGCUUUUAGAAUCGUCUAUGAAAGCCACUAAAGGAUUUUCCGUAAGCGAGUGGUGCCGAAAUUUUGAAAUCACUUUUCAAGGCGAACAAGGCGUUGAUUGGGGUGGUGUGCGACGCGAAUGGUUCGAAUUAAUAUGCGCCGCGCUGUUUGAUCCGGGAAACGGUUUGUUCGCAUCGUUUGGAGAAUCGCAGCAGGCAUUGGUCCAUCCAAAUCCGAAACGGCCGCCGCAUCUUAAAUUGAAACACUACGAAUUCGCUGGACGUAUUGUAGGCAAGUGUCUUUACGAGUCGGCGCUCGGUGGCUCCUAUCGUCAGUUAGUACGAGCGCGAUUCACCAGAUCAUUCCUGGCACAGAUUAUAGGACUUCGAGUACAUUACAAGUAUUUUGAGCAAGAUGACCCUGAUUUAUAUUUAAGUAAAGUGAAGUACAUUCUCGAGAAUGAUGUUGAGGAAAUGGAAUUAUACUUCGUUGAAGAGGAAUAUGAUAAGGAUGGUCAACUGUUGAAGGUAGCGGAAUUAAUUCCUGGUGGUAGCAAGAUUCGAGUGACCAAUGACACAAAACUUCGUUAUCUAGACGCGCUCGCUCAGCAUCGGCUUGCCAGUUCCAUUCGCAAUGAAGUCGAUCAUUUCUUGCGCGGUCUCAACGAAUUGAUUCCCGAUAAUCUCUUAGGAAUAUUCGACGAAAAUGAAUUGGAGUUGCUGUUAUGCGGAACCGGCGAGUACAGCGUAGCGGAUUUGCGCGCGCAUCAUAUAGCUAAUGGAAGUUCUCCGGAAUUUCUCCGAGUGCUCGACUGGUUCUGGACGGCGGUGAGCAAUUUUACGCAGGAGGAAAUGGCGCGGUUGCUCCAGUUUACCACGGGCUGCUCACAAUUACCACCCGGUGGAUUUCAACAAUUGAGUCCACGUUUCCAGAUCACAGCUGCCCCAACGUUUGCUAACUUACCCACGGCACAUACCUGCUUUAACCAACUUUGCUUACCCGAUUACGAGUGCUACGAUCACUUUGAACGAGCGUUGCUAUUGGCCAUCAGCGAGGGUACUGAAGGUUUCGGCAUGAUCUAAUCAGGAAUCCGCUAAAUUUCUAGUCGAGUCUAAUUAAAACAGCACUGUAUUAUUAUAUCAGCAAAUAUGUAUUCAUCUUUCCUCUGAUGAUAAAAAAUCAUGCGUCCUCUUUCGCGAAAAAUAGGUCCUGUCACAUAAGUUUAUCCCCUUAGUAACUUCCUUGCCGUUGGCGAGGUCGAGAGAAGAUAGUAACUUUAUCACGCACGUUUUGUAUACAUAGACAGUUAGAGAGAACUCUUUUUUAGAAUCAUCUUUCUUCUAUGUUACGCCGAAGACUAUCAGGAACAAUCUAAUCUUCCGACGAGUGUGGAGAAUGCAGUUCUAUUGAACCGCGGCGACAUUUUUAUAAAAUGGAAGAUGUCCAGAGCAAGAGCAAUGUUACCUCAACAUCAAAGUUGCUCAAUAUUAUUAUAUCGAGACAUAGCGUAGUCGAAAGCAUAACGAUAGGUUUUGUGUUAUGUGAACGUAAAGAGAAUUAAUGCGUUCCUCGUACGAUAAUUGUAGUUAACGUCGCAGUAUAAUGACAUACGAUAGAACAAAUCAAAAUACACAUAUAUAACUUUUCCUUUCUUCGCAGGUAAGCAUUAUAUGUAAGGAGAGAUCAACGCAUUUGAUGAAGGGAUCAUUGUAGCAGUGUAUAACGUUCCAUUUAUCAGUAUUUCUUUUUUCUUCAACACAUUCUUGUCAAAUGGCGCACAAUAUGUGAUUUUAAAACGACUUAAAAACGAUACUAAUACAUUGAAGCUUUGUGCCUAGCA
Cataglyphis hispanica is the source of this 4455-nucleotide messenger RNA. Its product is annotated as apoptosis-resistant E3 ubiquitin protein ligase 1. Gene Ontology annotation, biological process: negative regulation of apoptotic process; proteasome-mediated ubiquitin-dependent protein catabolic process; protein polyubiquitination. The coding region runs from base 905 to 3697 and encodes 930 amino acids. The record is from RefSeq and is a predicted model, not a curated record. Lineage: Eukaryota; Metazoa; Arthropoda; Insecta; Hymenoptera; Formicidae. Gene Ontology annotation, molecular function: ubiquitin-protein transferase activity. The transcript is spliced from 16 exons.